CUCUACCUCUGCCUCUGCCUUUGCAAACCUCAAAUCUCCUCGAUCAAUCGCCCCGACUUCCCUUCCACACGACGCGAUACACCUCCCCCUCUGCGUGCGGACGAGGUCUCAUCAUGGAGAUGCCUGGCGCCGAGCAAGCACCUCUCGCAAAUAGUUAUGGCGGCGGCCAAACCAGGACACCACCAGCACCAGCACCAGCACCAGCCGGCGCGAAUGCCCUCCCUAAUUCUCAGACACCUGGCCACCCCAGUUUUAGAAGGUACGUCGAGCGACGGCUUGCGCAACGUCACCACAGAGACUGAUGCGCAGCAAAACAGGCAGCGUGCAUCCAGAGCUUGCGAGGUAUGUACUUGUACUGUGAAGCAAUCCAUCCGACUCUCCUACCGCUGUGGUCGAAGCGUGCCGAGGCACCGAGGGACAGCCUGCGAUGGAGGGAUGGAGGGACGACUCAAAAUUCUAUGGCUUGGACAGACAUUGGACAUUGGACAUUGGACAACUUGCUAACCAGAUAUCGCUGCUACUAGACUUGUCACGCAAGAAAGGUAAGACGAUCCUUCACCAUGUCGUCGAUAUUGAGCGUUGCGCCGACCAUUCCCGACCACCCAUCACCCACCCGACUAGGUACAUUGCAGGUGAGGGGAUCUUGUUGUUGACGCGGAAACUAGGUUCGAUGCGAUGCUGCCAGCCUGGGAGUGCCGUGCACCAACUGCGUAGCUUUUUCUAUCGAGUGCAAGAUCCCGACGCCCAAACGGAAGAAGACAACUGCCGGCAAGGCAAAGGAUUCAGACAGGUGUGUGUCGCUGCUGCCAGGGACGACAUGUAUCUAAUUGCGCUGCAGUGAUCGAGGAGAUCCCGUCGAGGAACGUUCCCCCCGGAAUGAGACCCCCGCCGUCAACGAAUUACAGAACAUACGAAGCCAGAAUGCAUAUAAUACACAAGAUGGCACCCCUCCCACCUCUCUCACCGAGGCACAGAUGCGCCAGCGGGCAGACGACGACAAGACCUACGCUCAAUUCAUGAAGCCCAAAUUUACCCGUGCUCCCAUCAAGGAGGCAGGCAGAGUGGCAUAUCUUGGGGAGUCCUCGAACCUUACUCUCCUCGUCCAUGACCGACACGGUACAGCGGAUGUAGUACAUUACCCAUUGCCGGAAAAUGUGAGAGGCACUCGUGCGAGAUUGACGGAACUGGAUAAUGUAGAAAUUGACAUCCUUCAUCAAAGAGGUGCAUUUCUACUUCCCCCAAGAGGACUCUGCGAUGAGCUUGUCGAUGCAUAUUUCAAUUGGGUGGCCCCUAUCGUUCCAGUCAUCAACCGAAACAGAUUCAUGAGACAGUACCGAGACUCCAAGAAUCCACCCUCUUUGCUUUUGCUACAGGCAAUUCUGCUGGCAGGUUCAAGAGUUUGCACCAAUCCUCAGCUCAUGGACGCCAAUGGAUCAACUACACCGGCUGCUUUGACCUUUUACAAGAGAGCAAAGGCCCUUUAUGAUGCAAAUUACGAAGAUGACCGUGUAACGAUUGUCCAAGCAUUGGUCUUGAUGGGCUGGUACUGGGAAGGCCCCGAGGAUGUCACUAAGAACGUCUUUUACUGGAGCAGAGUGGCCACCAUCGUAGCACAAGGCUCUGGUAUGCAUCGAAGUGUUGAAGGCUCUCAGCUUUGCAAGGCCGACAAAAGACUAUGGAAGCGAAUCUGGUGGACACUCUUCACCCGUGAUCGUUCAGUUGCUGUUGCACUGGGACGGCCAGUUCAUAUUAAUACCGAUGACUCGGAUGUGGAGAUGGUCUCAGAGGAAGAUUUCAUCGAGGACGAGGAAGAUCAACCGAGCGAAUACCCCCCUGAUGUCCUGCACGUUCAAUUCUUCUUACAAUAUGUCAAACUGUGCGAGAUCAUGGGACUUGUUCUUUCGCAGCAGUAUUCCGUUGCUUCCAAGGCCCGACGCCAGAAUGCAAUAGACCUCACGCAUAGUGACAUGGCUUUGGCUGAUUGGCUUCAAAACUGCCCGAAAGAGGUCUACUGGGAGUCACCAAGGCAUCAUUUCUGGUCAGCUCUACUCCAUUCUAAUUACUACACCACUCUCUGUCUGCUGCAUCGGGCGCAUAUGCCUCCUGCUAGCGGUCGAGGCGGUACAAGUCAAUUGGAAGAUAGCGCCUACCCGUCGAGGAAUAUCGCAUUUCAGGCUGCUGCCAUGAUUACUUCGAUUAUUGAAAAUCUUAGUGCACAUGACGAGCUCCGCUAUUGUCCGGCUUUCGUCGUGUACAGUCUGUUUUCGGCACUCAUCAUGCACGUUUAUCAAAUGAGAUCUUCAGUACCUUCCGUUGUUCAAGCAACCCAAGAGCGAUUGCGAAUUUGUAUGAACGCUUUGAAGGAUGUUUCUAGGGUGUGGUUAGUUGCCAAGAUGGUCUACACAUUGUUUGAGUCCAUCCUAGGCAACAAAGUACUCGAGGAAAGACUCCAGAAGGCUGCCGGUAAACGACAUAAAAAGAUGGCCCAGAGUCUGUCAGCUGGUAUUUACCAAGCGCAGGCUCAGCAGGUCAAGCGAGAAGAGCCGCAAAAGCGCAAAUACGAUGAUAUGGCUCUCGACUUUGGAGCUGUCAGCAGUACGCCAGCUCCCCAGGAGUCCUAUGAACGAUCUCGACCUCAAACUCCAAGCCAGACUCCAUCUCGCGAGUUACCGGGUGGCCCAAUGGCACCACCUAUUGCCUCACCCAGCUCGAGACCCAAUCCAGAUGCUUUUAUGGGUGGUUCGAGCUCACGGCCUCAUACUAGACCCCCUACACCAUUUAACCCAUCUUUUUCUGUCCCAGCUACCCCCCCAGACCUUUAUCUUGUCACUAGGAACUCGCCCAAUCUAUCACAAUCAGUUUGGGAGAACUUCCAACCUGACCAUCUGUUCCCGGAAGGCUCAACUAGCAUGCAUGCCAAUCAGUUUUCACCUCAACAAUCACACCAUAGUAAUCUAGAUCCAAACCUGAUGGGCUCUCACCUAAACAUGCAGUCGCAAAUGCAGCCCCAGCAAAACUCUCCUCUGCCGCAGCGCAUGCGUGGUCAGCAACAGCCUGGAAUGGGUAGCCCACCACAGAAUGUUUUCCUGCAACCGGGAAUGCCGGGUUAUCAACAGGCUCCAGUCAUGGGAUAUCAGGCAUUUGAGAACGCGGUGCAUGAUGGACAAGGUGCUAGUCCGAGUGAUACAUUGAGCAACGCCUCAGCACAGGCAGUUCCCAUGACCAUGAAUGUGGAAGACUGGUGAGUUCGACUUGUUGUGCACAUGGUGAUCUUCUAGGUGUGUUUGCUAAUAUUUUACUCCAGGUUCCAAUUUUUUGGCAUCAACGGUGAUCUUAGCGGUAUGAAUGGUGAUGGCCCUCUUUAAAGGUGUAUUGUCAAAAGCAUAGCUAGGAUUUAGGGGGCGUUUGAGCAGCGAUUUACAUUGCGUUGUCGUCCGGCACAUGGUGCGUUUUUACGAACAACGGGACACGAGAUGCGAUGGGCAUAUAUCCGUAGGUGUUGUUGACAAAAGCGAUUUAUUUAAUACUUUGCCAUGGGUUUGCGUGGCGAUUCCUACAUUACUCCGUAGGCAUGAAGGAAUCAGACGAAAUACGAAUGCCGGUUCCACGAUUUUUGAUGCUCUACUCGUAGUCAUACCUACUGCUUAUGCCUUGUAGGUAGCUGGUGGUAGUACUCGGUCGUUGAUUGGCGUAACACACGAAAUAGCGUAGCGUAGCGAAUUAUCUGCCCGUUUGCCCCUCCC
This is a messenger RNA of Hymenoscyphus albidus, 3743 nucleotides long. Lineage: Eukaryota; Fungi; Ascomycota; Leotiomycetes; Helotiales; Helotiaceae. The record is from the annotation of a GenBank genome assembly.